Molecule: messenger RNA, 1232 nt
Organism: Ectocarpus siliculosus
Lineage: Eukaryota; Phaeophyceae; Ectocarpales; Ectocarpaceae
Source: the annotation of a GenBank genome assembly
AUGACGAAGCUUGCUGCCAAUGGUAUGAAGCCCGCCUCAGGGAAGAGCAGUGUGCUCAAGAAAACGUCGAAAAGGUCGAGCCAGCCGAACGAACCAGGAGCUGCAGUGCUGAGAUACAAGGGCAGCAAGCACUUCAGACAGAGGGUUGUUUGCUCGGUGCUGAGCGGACGGGCCAUCAGGAUUGAUGACAUUCGACCGUUCCCUACGACCACGGACUACCAGGAGGAAGUUCAGAUGGGUAUCAUGGGCCAUGAAGCGGCGUUCCUGCGACUCGUCGAUAAGCUGACCAACGGGACGCAGGUCGAGAUUAACGAAACAGGCACAACGUUGAGGUUCAAGCCCGGCUACGUAACAGGUGGACGCGAGAGUCACGACUGCGGCACUAGUCGUUCGCUCGGAUGGUUCAUCGAGGGCCUCCUCCCGCUGGCUCUGUUCAGCAAAACCCCGUUCAACCUUACUCUGUCUGGGAUCACAAAUGACGACGUGGAUCUGUCCGUGGAUGCCCUCAAAGCUGUAACGCUGCCACUCCUCAAGCACUUCGGGGUGGCAGAAGAGGGCGGCCUUGAGCUUAAGGUCAAGCGCCGCGGAGCACCACCAGGCGGGGGAGGUCUCGUGGAGUUCAGAUGUCCAAUCGUGAGGGAGCUCAAGCCAAUCGACUUCACAGAGCCGGGGCUGAUCAAGCGAAUACGCGGGAACGCUUACUGCACCAAGGUUUCCCCGCAAAUUGCCAACCGCGUCGCAGAGUCUUCUCGAGGCUUGUUGAAUCGCCUUCUCCCUGAUGUGUGGGUCCAUACCGACCAUCAUGCUGGUCGCACCGGAGGGGAAUCGCCUGGGUUCGCUUUGAGCCUCGUAGCGGAGUCGACGACUGGUGUUCUUCUGGUGGCCGAGACUGCGGCUGACAAGGGAACACUCCCGGAGGACCUUGGGAACUUCGGCAGCAAGCUUAUCUUGGAGGAAAUCAAAAACGGCGGGUGCGUAGACUCGUCCCACCAGAGCUUGGCGAUGCUCCUAAUGGUUCUGUGCCCCGAGGACGUGAGCCGUCUCCGCAUCGGCAAGCUCACACGGUACAGCGUGACCUACCUCCGGCACUUGCGAGACUUCUUCGGAGCGUACUUCCGACUGAAACCAGACCCUCAGACAUCAACGGUGCUGGUUUCGUGCCAAGGCAUCGGCUUCAAAAACUUGUCAAGAGGGGCAACAUGAUCGCGUUUUGCAACGUAGGGGAGUAAUAU